This is a messenger RNA of Epinephelus moara (kelp grouper), 5805 nucleotides long. It is a transcript of the gene stam, whose product is annotated as signal transducing adaptor molecule (SH3 domain and ITAM motif) 1. The record is from RefSeq and is a predicted model, not a curated record. Gene Ontology annotation, biological process: protein transport to vacuole involved in ubiquitin-dependent protein catabolic process via the multivesicular body sorting pathway. The transcript has 14 exons. NCBI's taxonomy places the organism in Eukaryota, Metazoa, Chordata, Actinopteri, Perciformes, Serranidae. The coding region runs from base 353 to 1909 and encodes 518 amino acids. Gene Ontology annotation, molecular function: phosphatidylinositol binding; ubiquitin binding. Gene Ontology annotation, cellular component: ESCRT-0 complex.
AUGUUAUUUUUCAGGGCAUUUUGUAGCUUGUGGUUCAUUUUCUGCAGUGUAUAGUCGGUGCAGACGCUUUGACAGCCGUGUGACUGUGAAUAUUAACUUGUAGUUUCUUUUAGCAGUUUAUUCUGCGCGCGACAUGACAGCAGUUUAGUCAACACGCGACUGUCUGCUUCAAUUACCCAGCAUGCCUCGCUUGUUGCCGUCUGGCGAAGGAGUGACUGUGUAGAAUAGAGACAGCUACAUUUGACAUUCAUGAAGUUGUCGUUACUAUGCGUGCGUACUGUAUGAAAUAAGACAUAAGAGGGAAAGUAAAUAACAGGGGAAGGUGAAAUCUGUUGUUGUCAACACACCAGCAAUGCCUCUCUUCGCGACCAACCCAUUUGACCAAGAUGUUGAGAAAGCGACCAGUGAGAUGAACACAGCAGAGGACUGGGGCCUCAUUCUGGACAUAUGUGAUAAGAUAGGGCAGUCACGCACCGGGCCUAAAGAAUGUCUCCGGUCUAUAAUGAGAAGAGUGAACCAUAAGGAUCCUCAUGUGGCCAUGCAGGCAUUGACUCUACUUGGUGCGUGUGUCUCAAACUGUGGGAAGAUAUUCCACUUGGAGGUGUGCUCCAGAGAGUUUGCCAGUGAAGUCAGUAAUGUCUUAAACAAGGGCCACCCCAAAGUGUGUGAGAAGCUGAAAGCCCUGAUGGUGGAGUGGGCAGAGGACUUCCGCAACGAUCCCCAACUCAGUCUGAUCUCAGCCAUGAUCAAGAAUCUGCGUGAGCAGGGUGUCACUUUCCCAGCCGUAGGGUCACAGGCUGCAGAGCAAGCAAAAGCAAGCCCUGCUUUAGUGGCAAAGGAUCCCUCCACCUCAACAAACAAAAAAGAAGAAGAAGACUUGGCCAAAGCUAUUGAGCUGUCACUGAAGGAGCAGCGUCAGCAGCCACAGACCUCCCUGUCGAGCCUUUACCCAAACACCUCCAGCCUGCUCUCCUCACACAAGUCCGACGGCAGGAAAGUCCGCGCCAUCUACGACUUUGAGGCCGCUGAGGACAACGAGCUCACCUUCAAGUCGGGAGAAAUCAUCACUAUCCUGGAUGAUAGUGACCCCAACUGGUGGAAGGGGGAAACAUACCAGGGAGUCGGGUUGUUCCCCUCUAACUUCGUCACAGCUGACCUCACCGCAGAGCCUGAGAUGAUGAAGACAGAGAAGAAGACAGUACAGUUCAGCGAGGACAUCCAGGUGGAGACCAUAGAGCCCGAACAAGAGCCUGUAUAUAUAGACGAGGACAAAAUGGACCAGCUACUGCAGAUGAUCCAGAGUGCAGAUCCCACAGACAACCAGUCAGACAGCGUUGAGUUACUACAGUUGGAAGGUGCCUGCAAUCAAAUGGGACCUCUCAUUGACCAGAAGUUGGAGGAUAUAGACAGGAAGCACUCGGAGCUGUCAGAGCUGAACGUGAAGGUGAUGGAAGCUCUGUCUUUGUACGCCAAGCUAAUGAACGAAGAUCCAGUCUAUGCCAUGUAUGCCAAGCUGCAGAGUCAACAGUACUACAUGCAGCAGCCUGCCAGCGCAGCACAACAGGUCUACCCUGGUCAGCCUGCAUCAGGUUCGUAUGCCAUGAGCGGUACGGCAGUGCAGGGUUACACUGUUCCCAUGGAGCAGCUCCCCGCUGGAACCCCCAUACCUGGUCAGCCAGCUCCUAGUGACGUUCAUAUGUACAUGGUCCAGCCGCCAGUCUACACUGCAGCUCCAGGCAGCAUGGCCCCAGCAGACUUACAGUCCUACCAGAACCCAGCCAGCGCCCCAGGCACGACUCCCGCAAGCAUGACGCAGACGCCAAACUACAGCAGCAACCCCUCUGGCCAGAGCAUAGCACCUUCCUCAGACCCCUCACAGGCCCCCUACUCAGAGAAAGCCUUGUUAUAGGGCCCCCUGAGCUCACAGUUAUCCUCACGCAUACACGUGCACCAGACCUGAUCAAACAGCGGUUGAAGAUAAUUUCUUUUAUUACGUUUUAUAAUUUGUUUCACCAUGGAACACCACAUGGAGGAAACAGUUCAAAUAGAGUAGACUAAACACGGCAUCCGGCACGCUUUGUGUCGUUUUAUUUGGCAGAUAAAUAUACAGUUACACUUCUCACUCCAGGUUUAGAAGUGAUCACGAGGGUUUGACUUGAGGAGCUCACACCGAGACACACAUGGUCUAAAAACAGACACGCUUUGUUCUUUUUGGAUUGUAUUUAAUUAAUGAUUCCUCUGCAUCUACACACCUCUGCUCUGUUUCUUCACGACUCAGAUGUGAAGACACGGAGCUUCCAGUUGCACUUUUACUUUCAGUUGCACUUAUUUAAGUUUCGUUCAAGCCUGAUCACUUCCAAAUCUAGAUCUGAUAGCAAUAUCUGCAUCGUCCAUUUUGAUGUACAAGACCUGACAUCUAUUGCUUCCUUUUGACUAUUGACAAAAUGUGGUAAUGCUUUAUUUUAUGGGUCUGAACUACACAAUUAGGUUAUCAUGGGGAAAAUGAGACAAAGUUAUUGCAUUUAAGCUUCAGUUUAAUUUCAAAGCAAUUAAUGAGGAAUUUCCGUAAAAGAAUGGCAAAAGUAAAUAUUCUUUCCUUAGUCAUUUAACUUAGAGAACGUUAUCCUUCACACUGUAUAUAUUUUUGGAUAUUCAGGUGACCUACUAUGGACUGGCUUAAGAUGUUUUAGGUUAUGCUAGCAGUUCAUUACAGUGGAACCCGCUUACACUAAUCAACCAGAAUCAUUCCCAUACAAAUGAUGUUUAAAUAUUUUGCUGAUAGUAAUCAAGUCGUCACUUAUGUCUUUUUGUACAUGGCAGUAUACGGAUAAAAAAAAUCUAUGGUACGGUAAUUCUUGUUUUGUUUAUUUAACUUAACUCCCCUGAUACUUUGCCUGGCAGUAACCUGUCUGCUUCCAGCUGGCUACCUGAGGCUGGCAAUGUGCGCACAUUACAAUCAUGACAGUGAAAAGAAGGUCAUUUUCUCUAACGAAAAACGUAGACUAAGAGGGAGACGACUGGUUGCUCUGUUUAUACAAAUGUGGAUCAAAAUCUUGUGUCAAACAACAGAAUCGACAGAAAGUCAAUCCAGGCAUUCCGAAAAAAUCUAGAAAAACGAGGAAGGAAUAUUUAAAAACUUUUAUUGUAGAGGCUACAUCAUUACAAGAGCCAACAUGUUUCUACCACUGUAGGUCUUGGUCAGGGCUUUCAAAACGAAAAAUGUAGUCUCCUCAAAAUGUAUCACAAACUGCCAAAAACGAGCCAGUGAGAUGCAGCAGUGGUGUUCCUCAGGCUACUUUGUGUAGUCUACUAAAGCAACAGGAAACACUCAUGGCUGCUGGUAGUGGAGACAGGAAACUAAUGCGCACGGGGAAAGCACCUGUGGUUAAAGCUGAACUCGUAAAGUGGACUGAUAAUGCCCCUACGUGAUGCCCCCUAUUAUUUUAUAUUCAUGUAAUUGAUAUACAAAUGUUAGUUAGAUGGCAAUCUGCAUGAGGGAUAAAGCAAAAUACUCAGUUAUAUUAAUAAUCUCUUGAUAGUUAUCACUUUGACCCUGACAGACGUGAUCACUGUAAGAGGGUUCCACCUUAACUAGAAGUGAAGUCAGCUGUUUAUGUGCAGUAUUUUCUUAAUAAUAAGCAUCAAAUUCCCCACUUCUUUACUAAAAACUUCCAGGAAAUUACAAAAUUAAGAAGUUACGGACCUGUAAAAUAAAGCGUCAACAAAAUUGCUUUGAGAAAACAAGUGUAACUGUGAGCCACUUCACCUUAACCACAAAAUAUAUAUGCAAUUACUAUUUGAUCAAGUGUGAAAUACACACAGGCAUUCCUUUUCAGCACCCCUCAACAUGCACACUGGAGCUACACACAGGACAUCCAAACACACUACAGACAGGUGUACAUACAGCCGCACACACACCAACACAGUUGCACCAGUUGGUUGAUACCUUACCGUCACUCAUACACUAAUAUGCCACAGCCUUCUCACCCACUUUAAGCAACUGCAGUGCUAAUCAUGUCACAGAAAAAGAGGUGUCAACUCAUAUUGACAUUUGUUUUUUUAAACAGGAAAAAGGACUUUUAGUGAUGUUAAAACCAUUAGGUUAAUACAUUCUGUAUAUGUUGUCAACUUUUAGAAGUACUGAAAACUGAAGCCACUUUUUGUUUUUGAGGGGAAAAAGAGGAAUUUAAGCAUGCACAUGACUCUUGUAUAUACUGUACUGAACUCGUAGUGAAGCCACAUGACAACCUCAUGGGUGGGCUGUAUGUUAGCACAGCUCCGGGUGUUUCCCUCAGCCUUAAAGGUGAACUCUGCAGUCAUGACGUCCCUGCUGAACUGAAGGUGUAAAAGCCAAAGAGAACAAAGUGGGGGGACAAACCCCGCCAGAAAACCCGGUAUUUUUCUUUUCUUUUUAUUCUUUCCGUCACGUGAUUGACUCUCAACUUCAUACUGCAGAGUUUUCCUUUUCAGAACGAGCAGCUCUAGAUCCUUGUCGGCGGAUAUAAGGUUUGCUCUGUGUCCAUUCAGGGGCUGUACUAACAGACUUAAGGGGCGAACUCUGAACAGCCCCAGUGUCUUCAAAGCAUCUCUUUAGUCAGUGUUGAAAAAAAUGAAUUUUGUAGUGCGUUUUAAUUUAUGUUUUGAUUAUUGUUAUUGCUAUUUUAAAUGGAGAAGCAGUGCAGGAUGUAUGUAUUCAGAGAAAAGCGGAGUAUGUGAUAUUCUGCCUAACUUAGUUGUAUAUUUAAAUCGCUCACACGAGAACAUGGACAUUUCUCUCAGUGUUUGAUACAUGCUUAUUGUACUGUAGGGUCAAAUGGUAAUGUGAAAAACUGAUCGAACCUCCCCACGCAUUUUGAAUCUGUCCUUUCUCAGAGAUGUGUAACACUAAAACAAAUUCUACCUGACGCAGGACUGACAUGAGGUUUGAUGAGUUGGGAAGGUUCAGUCAGGGUUUGUAAACACUUCUUCUCAAGUUCUUCCUAAGCUAUCCGUUACAGCGACACUUACCGAUCAAAUAUUGUACCAAGUUCUCAAACCAUACACACUCUUCUACGGCUUCUACGUCUUCAGAAUCUUUGGGAAAGAGUUGAUGUUUACAAACACUGACUGGAUUGCAAAGAAGCUGAUGAAACAGGACGAGUAUUUAUCUGUUGUUUAAUGUUGAAUGAUGCUAAAUGAAGGAAUUAUGAAGCAGUUAUAUAAAUAGGAUGAACUAGAUUUUCCAGUCGCAGGACAAAUUGGUGUUUGUGUCACCACAAUUUCUCUUGAGAUUCUAUGUUUCAGUCAUGCUCCUUCUUGCCACCCCUGUGCCACCGUACGGAUGUAAAGCAACUCAGCAACCUAAACUUUGGGACUUUGCAAACAGGAGGCCGUUUCAUUCUCCAGAACUUGAUUUUAAGCAUUGAUAUAGUUGAUUUGAAAAAGACACGGAAGCUUUUUUUGUUUUUGCUGCCUUCAACUAAAUGCAAGCGUGGAAAUAGUGUUAAUCUGUUGGAUCAAAGAGGGCUGAAAAUAUCAAAUAUAUAAAAAGUAGCAGCUAUUCUGGGACCACGGGACCAGGAGCCAGUUAAUCAUCACACAUCAUCCGAAAUGUAACAUCUUGUUGCACCACAGUGGUGGACCGCAGCCCCCGAUGUGACUUUAUUGCACAGGAUUGAGAUGCUGCCUGUUUUUAAGUUUUAAAACAUCGAUUAUUGUAAAGGUUCUGUCUAAACUUGUAUCCUGCUGUUUGUAUGUAUUCUUUUAACCAUACUUAUUAAUUGGUAUUCACAAUAAAACCAGGCCAAAUGUACAGAGUAAUACAAA